UUUUUUUUUUUUUUUUCGUUCUUUCGUUCUUAUUCUGUAAUGGAAAUGCUGACAGUACGACGAAGCAGCGUUCGGCUGUUUCUUGAUUUCCUGGCCCCUUCCACUUUACGGUCAUGCUCACGCCACUACGCCUCCGCUGCGUCGGUGCCGCCUUCGACCGCCGGCACAAAGCCGCUUUAUAUACUAAACAAACGACAGCGCGAGUACCUGGACAGCGCUCUGCGAGUCAACCAGGCGGGAGAGCUAGCAGCGACAUUGAUCUACACGGCGCAGACGCCGCAGGUGGUGCGAUCACAUCCGCAUCUACGCCCACUGAUGAAACACAUGUACGAGCAGGAGGUUGGGCAUCUGAACACCUUCAAUGCGUUGAUUGCGAAACACCAAGUCCGCCCGACCAUGAUGUAUCCGAUCUGGGAGCAAGCGGCGACGUUUCUGGGCUGGUCGACUGGGGCGAUGGGCCGGGAAGCUGCCAUGGCCUGCACGGAGGCAGUGGAGACGGAGAUUGGAACACACUAUAACGAGCAAGUGCGGGAGAUUCUGUCGUGGGAGGCCGAGGCCGAGCGGCGGGGCGAGGAGCUGGAUCCCGAGCUGAAGGAGAUGGUGUCGACGUUCCGUCGGAUUCGUGACGAGGAGCUCGAGCACCUGGACCACGCGGUGGAGAAUGACUCCAAGGAAGCCAAGCCGUACGAUCCGUUGGUCAAUGUGAUUCGGUUGGGGUGUCGGGUUGCGAUCAAGAUCAGCGAGAGAGUAUAAGCCUGAAAAAAAGACGGUAACUGUAUGUAUAUAUAUGUAGAUUCAUGUACUAUAUCUAUCAACUAUGUUUCUUCAUGUACUCGUAGCACGUAACAUACAUGGGUAUCUAUUGCACAUCGCACCUCUCUAUCAUUCAUUCUCUCCUUCUUUGAGUCGCAGGUGAUCGAGGAAAUUCUGCGAGAACCGCACCGCCUGCUGAUAAACAUCCUCGAACCCGCUGGCACCGCCAUAGUAUGGGUCCUG
Messenger RNA from Penicilliopsis zonata CBS 506.65, 996 nucleotides. RefSeq lists its product as hypothetical. Lineage: Eukaryota; Fungi; Ascomycota; Eurotiomycetes; Eurotiales; Aspergillaceae. The transcript has a single exon. Gene Ontology annotation, biological process: ubiquinone biosynthetic process. Gene Ontology annotation, molecular function: 3-demethoxyubiquinol 3-hydroxylase activity. Gene Ontology annotation, cellular component: mitochondrial inner membrane. The record is from RefSeq and is a predicted model, not a curated record. The coding region runs from base 40 to 753 and encodes 237 amino acids.